CCCAUUUUGUGUGAAACAUCUAAAAGAAAGUAAAGUAACAACGGUGGCCCUGUGACAAUUGUUUUGAUUUAUGAGAACAGUACGAUAACGAGUUCAGAAAAAAACAUUGCGAAAAGAAAGAGGAAGUAGUGAAACAGGCGCCAAACCCACAGUUACCAAUCGAGAAGCCAAAAUGACUGAGAACAUUGUUUGUCACAAGUGCCAGGAGGCCAUCACCAAGCGAAUGAUCACCGCCCUGGGCAAGACGUGGCAUCCGGAGCACUUCCUGUGCCGUCACUGCGAUGAGCAGAUCCUGGACGCCACCUUCAAUGUUCAGAGCGGAGAGCCGGUGUGCAACAAGUGCUUCGUGGAGCGGUACACCUACACCUGUGCCGGCUGCAAGAAGCCGAUUCUUGAAAAAACGAUCUGCGCCAUGGGGGAGAGCUGGCACGAGGAUUGCUUUUGUUGCGGCGGUGCCUGCAAGAAGCCGCUGGCCAACCAAACCUUCUAUGAGCGCGACGGCAAGCCCUAUUGCAAACAGGAUUACGAGGACCUCUUCGCUGCCAGGUGCGCCAAGUGUGAGAAGCCUAUAACGGACUCGGCGGUGCUCGCCAUGAAUGUGAAGUGGCAUCGCGAUUGCUUCCGGUGCAACAAGUGCGAGAAUCCUAUAACCUCGCAGACCUUCACCAUAGACGGGGACAAGCCCGUGUGCCCCGCCUGCAAUUGCUAAUAUCGCCCUGGACCCUUGCUCUUUCUCCAAAUUGAUUAGUUGAUUUCUUACACUAAUGUUGAAAUAGUUCCCGAUGCUUAUGAAGCCUAGAGGCAUUCAUGAAAUCAGACCCACACAUUUAACACAGACAAACACUAAAUAAAAAGAAAAAAGAAAUAAGUAAAGUCUCUGUAUUGGGGUGGCCAGGUAUACCCUUUUAUCGUUAAGAUUUGCCUUAGACCAACACCACCCACAAUAACAUUCUGAUUACUGCGAGAUUAACUCGAACGCAAGCCCUUUCCCAAUUUGGAGUAAAUAUUUUCCCAAAACCCAGUGAAAAGAAGCUGUAGAGGAAAGUGUGCUUGAUAUGAGAUCAUGUUUCCAAGGGUAAAUAAACUACCCAGCCUUGGAACAUGCACAUCUGAUUAUCUCAUAAACGGGGGGAGGGGUAUCCCAGCAGUGCAGCGGAAAAUGGAAAACUCUGCGAGGGUGUGCUGACGUGCCGUCAUCGUAGAAAAUUCAUACAUUCGGGUAAACUACACGAAGCGGCUUCGUUAGUCAAGUUUUCCGUACGAUUUCGUGGCUUCUGCGGCUUUGGAGUUGCCGGCUGCCGGUUUCAGUUUCAUUUUUCAAUCGGAGCUCGUGCAAAGCGGUUCGGUUGGUCUUUAAGCGCAGCGAUUUUCCACAAACCGAAAAGUGUUUUCGCGGAAAAGCUGCCCGAAAACGGGAAAAGAGAGUAAUUAAGAUUGUGACGGAAUCAAACGUGGCUGAUUGGAUACAGCAUUGGAAAAGAAGACCAUCCCA
Molecule: messenger RNA, 1492 nt
Organism: Drosophila simulans
Lineage: Eukaryota; Metazoa; Arthropoda; Insecta; Diptera; Drosophilidae
Product: transforming growth factor beta-1-induced transcript 1 protein-like
Exons: 3
Coding region: 173-709 (178 amino acids)
Cellular component (GO): Z disc; nucleus
Molecular function (GO): transcription coregulator activity
Source: RefSeq, a predicted model, not a curated record